AUGUAUCCGUUCCGGCGGCUCGCCCUUCUCCUCGUCGCCGUCGUCUUGCUCGGCCCCGGCGGCGCCGCCCAUGGGGUUUACAUCCCCUACAACACGUCGGUGGGAGUGGUGAAGGGGAAGCUGAACGUGCACGUGGUUCCCCACACGCACGACGACGUUGGCUGGCUCAAGACAGUGGACCAGUACUACGUCGGAUCCAAUAACUCCAUCCAGGCUGCGUGCGUGCAGAACGUGCUGGAUUCGCUGGUGCCAGCGCUGCUCAAGGACGAGAACCGCAAGUUCAUCUACGUCGAGCAGGCGUUUUUCCAGAGAUGGUGGAGGCAGCAGAGCAACAGUACCAAGGAUACCGUGAAGGGGCUGGUCAGCUCUGGAAGGCUGGAAUUCAUAAAUGGGGGCAUGUGCAUGCAUGAUGAGGCCACUGUACACUACGUCGACAUGAUAGAUCAGACUACACUGGGCCACAGGUUCAUCAAGGAGGAGUUCGGCCAGAUUCCAAGGAUUGGCUGGCAGAUCGAUCCAUUUGGUCACUCUGCGGUCCAGGCUUAUCUCCUCGGUGCACAAGUCGGGUUCGAUGCUUUGUAUUUUUCCCGGAUUGAUUACCAAGAUCGAGAGGUAAGGAAGGGAACAAAAAAACUGGAAGUUGUCUGGAGGAGUUCCAAGACCUUCGGGUCGUCCGCUGAUAUCUUUUCUGGUAUUUUCCCAAUAAACUAUGAACCACCACCUGGUGAGUUCUAUUUUGAAGUUGAUGAUGAAUCCCCCCUUGUCCAGGAUGACCCCCAGCUCUUUGAUUACAAUGUUGAACGAAGGGUGAAUGAUUUUGUUGCUGCAGCAUUGGCACAGGCAAACAUCACAAGGACAAACCAUAUCAUGUUUACAAUGGGUACAGACUUCAAAUAUCAAUAUGCUGAAAGUUGGUUCAGACAGAUGGACAAAUUAAUUCACUAUGUGAAUAAGGAUGGCCGUGUCAAUGCUUUGUAUUCCACACCUUCCAUUUACACUGAUGCAAAAUUUGCUGCAAAUGUGGCAUGGCCUCUCAAGACAGAUGAUUUUUUCCCCGUAUGUUAUAUUCUAUAUGCAGAUAAACCCAAUUCAUACUGGACAGGUUACUUCACAAGCAGACCUGCCUUAAAACGAUAUGUCCGCUUGAUGAGCGGAUAUUACUUGGCAGCUAGGCAGCUGGAAUUUUUCAAAGGGAGAAGCAACUCAGGUGUCACAACCGAUAGUUUAGCUGAUGCUCUAGCUCUUGCUCAGCAUCACGAUGCUGUUACAGGAACAGAGAAGCAACAUGUUGCAAAUGAUUAUGCAAAGAGAUUAUCAAUUGGAUAUCAGAAAGCCGAGGAGCUUGUCUCGAGUUCUCUUGCUUGUUUGAGUGAGUCCGGCUCAAAAUCUCUUUGUUCGUCCAAAACAAAGAACUUUGGACAGUGUCCUCUCCUAAACAUUACAUACUGCCCCCCUUCCGAGAUGAACUUCUCUCAGGGUAGAAGCCUCGUUGUUCUUGUAUACAACUCUCUUGGAUGGAAGCGAGAGGAUGUCCUUCGCAUACCAGUUAUGAGUGACUCAGUUGUUGUUCAUGAUUCUGAGGGAAGAGUAAUUGAAUCGCAACUUCUGCCCAUAGCUAAUUCCUCAUUGAACAUACGGGACAAAUAUACAAAGGCUUACUUGGGUACAUUGCCUGCUGCAAAACCAAAAUUUUGGCUUGCUUUCCCUGCUUCUGUACCACCACUUGGUUUCAACACUUAUUUUGUUUCGAGUGGGAAGAGAUCAGAAUCUGUCUCUUCGACGUCCACUCUUUACUUCCAGGGAAAUAAAAGUAGCAAUUUUCAAGUUGGGCAAGGGCAUUUGAAACUUCAAUACAAUGCAGCUGGGGCAUUAUCUGUGUAUUCAGAUAGCAAGACUAGGGUUGAAGCAAAUUUCGAGCAGAAGUACAAGUAUUACAUAGGAGAUGAUGGAAGUGGAGGUGACACACAGAAUUCUGGAGCAUACAUAUUUCGCCCUAAAGAUACCGUUCCUAUCAAGACUGGUGUUCAGGUUCCUCUCACAAUUCUGCGUGGGCCCAUACUGGAUGAAGUUCAUCAGCAGAUCAAUUCAUGGAUAUAUCAGAUCACUAGAGUUUACAAGGGAAAGGACUAUGUGGAAACCGAAUUCAUAAUUGGACCAAUACCAGUAGACGAUGGAAAUGGAAAGGAACUAGCAACUGAAAUAGUUACAAACAUGGCAACAAACAGAACAUUUUAUACCGAUUCCAGUGGUCGUGACUUCAUCAAAAGGGUACGAGAUUAUCGCUCGGACUGGAAGCUCGAAGUGCACCAACCUGUUGCUGGAAACUAUUAUCCUGUUAAUCUUGGCAUUUAUGUGGAAGAUGGUGGAAAGGAGUUGUCCAUACUUGUAGACAGGUCUGUUGGAGGUUCCAGCAUAAAGGAUGGGCAGAUAGAGCUAAUGCUGCACAGGAGGCUAGUCUAUGAUGACGGCCGUGGUGUUGCCGAAGCAUUAGAUGAACCUGUCUGUGUCAAUGAUCAAUGCGAAGGACUAGUUAUUCAAGGAAAAUACUAUAUGAAAUUUGACCCACGGGGAGAAGGAGCUAGGUGGCGUCGUACAUUCGGCCAGGAAAUAUACUCCCCUCUUCUCGUUGCUUUCUCAGAGCAGGAUGGAGGCGAUUGGGUGAGCUCGCAUGUUCCCAAAUUCUCGGCAAUGGAUCCGACUUACAGCUUACCUGAUAAUGUUGCAUUGAUUACCCUUGAGGAGCUUGAAGAUGCAAGUGUGCUGCUUCGGUUGGCUCACCUAUAUGAGGCUGGAGAACAUAAGGAUCUUUCUGCUCUGUCGAGCGUCGACCUCAGAAGAGUAUUCCGAGAUAGAAAGAUUGGCAAGAUCAUCGAAACAAACCUAUCAGCAAACCAAGAACGCGCUGCCAUGGAGAAGAAGAGGCUGAAAUGGAAGGUGGAAGGGCCUCUCCCCGACCAAAAUGUGGUCCAUGGAGGGCCUGUGGAUCCUUCCAAGCUCAUCGUCCAGCUCGGGCCCAUGGAGAUCCGCACGUUCAUUAUAAGCUUCAACCAUCGGUGAACUAAGGUCUGAGCUUCUGCAAGAAGACAGUCCCUUACUCUAAUGUUGUAAUGUUUUUUUUUUAUGUGCCGCUGUUGUAAUGUUAUUAUGUUAACCCUGAUUAGUGUCAACUGGU
Molecule: messenger RNA, 3172 nt
Organism: Lolium rigidum
Lineage: Eukaryota; Viridiplantae; Streptophyta; Magnoliopsida; Poales; Poaceae
Product: alpha-mannosidase At3g26720-like
Exons: 29
Coding region: 1-3057 (1018 amino acids)
Biological process (GO): mannose metabolic process
Molecular function (GO): alpha-mannosidase activity; carbohydrate binding
Source: RefSeq, a predicted model, not a curated record